Messenger RNA from Xenopus tropicalis (tropical clawed frog), 519 nucleotides. It is a transcript of the gene otud5, whose product is annotated as OTU deubiquitinase 5. Lineage: Eukaryota; Metazoa; Chordata; Amphibia; Anura; Pipidae. Gene Ontology annotation, molecular function: cysteine-type deubiquitinase activity. The record is from RefSeq and is marked validated. Gene Ontology annotation, biological process: cell differentiation; negative regulation of cytokine production.
GGAAGCUUGGCCUCGGUGUGACGCAGCCGUAGGCUCCGGUGAAGGUGACCGAUGACGAUUCUGCCCAAGAAGAAGCCGCCUCCCCCCUCGGACCCAGAGGGAAAUGGGGAACGGAGCGGCUCCGGGGGCGCUGACUCGCACUCCCGCUCUGGGGCCCGGCCCCGCUCCUCCCCGCCCCCGCGUUGGGCCUACCCCGGGAACCCCGCACCCCCAGAGCGCCACCCUGCCGGCACCCCCCGCCCCCAGCAAGCCUCUCCGCCCCCAUGCAGCGGGGGGUCCGGCGGGGCCGGCUCUGGGCCCCUGGGAGAGGGAGCUCUGGGGCCGUGCUGCUGCUGUACCGGUGCCGGGGGCUGCUGUUCGGGGCCCGGACACAGUAAGCGGAGGAGACAGGGGGUGAGCGCAGGGCCCGGGGCCCCGGGGAGCAGCCCGGAUAGGGAGGAUGGAGCCGGGAACAACAGUGAGGAUGAGUAUGAGACUGCGCGCCGGACCCAGGCCAUAGACCCAGACACUGCCGAGCAG